Fonsecaea multimorphosa CBS 102226 is the source of this 864-nucleotide messenger RNA. RefSeq lists its product as uncharacterized. The record is from RefSeq and is a predicted model, not a curated record. Bases 1 to 864 code for a protein of 287 amino acids. Lineage: Eukaryota; Fungi; Ascomycota; Eurotiomycetes; Chaetothyriales; Herpotrichiellaceae. The transcript has a single exon.
AUGGCCCUCCCAAUGCCCGAGCCGACCAUCCCUCCCCUGCCAUUGCCUCACUACAAAGUGCUAUCCUUCGACGUCUACGGCAGCCUGAUCGAAUACAAAGCUCACAUCGUCCGAUCAUUCCAGCCACUGUUGUCUCGUCUCCCACCCUCAUCUCCAUAUCUCGACCCGACACCUCUCUCGGACGACAUUCCCGGCAGCAACACUCUCGGCGCAAUCCAGUUCCUCCGGCUCUUCCAGCAACAAGAGGAUCAGAUCAAGCUCGAGAAGCCGGCGCGGCGCUUCGACCAGAUCCUGUCCGAGAUCUGGCGGCGGAUAGCGCGCGAAUUGCAGGUGGAAAGCACUGAGGACGAGGCCCUGAACUUUGGAAGCGAGGCGGUCAUCUCCUCGUGGCCCUGUUUCCCGGGCACUAUCAGAGCGCUGAGACAGCUCCAGCGGCACUAUCGCCUCGUGGCGCUGUCCAACAUCGACCGCUUCGCAUGGUACACGACCUUAUCGUCCCCAACGAGCGGACUUGGUGAUGUAAGUUGGUGGAAGGUCUUCACCUCGGAAGAUGUCCGAGGGGAUCCGGCACAUCUCGACGAGACAAGGCUGGACACGCUGGUCGACUACUGCGCCAAAUACGGGGUGCAGAAGGAGGAGAUCCUCCAUGUCGCCCAGAGCCUCGGUCACGACCACGCGCCCGCCAAACGCCGCGGACUGAGCAGCGUGUUCCUGAUCGGUGACGGGCCCAGGUGGGGUAAGGAGGCGGAAAGCCGCAUGGUCCUGGACAAGGGACUUGUCGGGUAUGCGUGGCGGUGUCGCAAUCUGCAGGAAUUUGCGGAGCUCGUUGAACGAGCGUGGGACAAUGUGACUCCGGUCGAGUGA